AUGGAUGCCGCCAUAGAUCAAUUCGACAUGUCAGACGCUGCGCGAGCUCUUGAUAUUGACAACAUUCGUUUCCAACUGAUUCGACUUGAAGAUACCAUCACUUUCCACCUCAUUGAGCGCGUACAAUUCCCUCUGAACCGUACUAUUUAUGAACCUGGUGGUAUCAAGAUACCGGACAGCGACCUGUCGCUCAUGGACUGGAUUUUGAGAGGCCAAGAGCAACUCCAUUCAAUUGUGCGCCGCUACGAAUCGCCAGACGAAUACCCGUUCUUCCCCAACGAUCUCCAAAAGCCCAUCCUACAGCCUGUCAACUACCCCGAAAUUCUACAUCCGAAUAAUGUGAACGUCAAUCCGCAAAUUAAGGAAUCCUACAUCAAGGAUGUUCUACCUGCGGCUUGUGAGCAUCGUCUAGAAAGAGGCGAGACGAAAGAGAACUUCGGGUCUACUGCUGUCUGCGAUGUAGCAUGCUUACAAGCUCUGUCGCGCCGUAUACACUUCGGGAAAUUCGUGGCCGAAUCCAAAUUUCGUUCUGAAACAGAGAAAUUUGUGAAGCUCAUCAAGGCGGAAGACCGCGAAGGCAUAGACAUCGCCAUCACCAAACCGGCCGUCGAGGUGAAAGUACUAGAACGAUUGAGGCUGAAAGCAAAGACCUAUGGCACAGACCCAGACAAUCAAUUAAGACCCAGCAAGAUAAAUGUCGAUGCUGUCGUUGCUAUGUAUAAGGACCAUGUUAUUCCUUUGACAAAAGAGGUAGAAGUCGAGUAUAUGAUGCAAAGACUGAAAGAUACAGAGUGGGAAUGA
This is a messenger RNA of Pseudovirgaria hyperparasitica, 801 nucleotides long. Its product is annotated as chorismate mutase. Gene Ontology annotation, biological process: chorismate metabolic process; aromatic amino acid biosynthetic process. The record is from RefSeq and is a predicted model, not a curated record. NCBI's taxonomy places the organism in Eukaryota, Fungi, Ascomycota, Dothideomycetes, Acrospermales, Acrospermaceae. Gene Ontology annotation, cellular component: cytoplasm. Gene Ontology annotation, molecular function: chorismate mutase activity. The transcript is spliced from 3 exons. Bases 1 to 801 code for a protein of 266 amino acids.